Symbiodinium sp. CCMP2592 is the source of this 1717-nucleotide messenger RNA. Lineage: Eukaryota; Dinophyceae; Suessiales; Symbiodiniaceae. The record is from the annotation of a GenBank genome assembly.
GCGCUCAUCCUCAAGCAGAAUGCGGGCGCCACGAAAGAGAGGCAAAGAGGUGCAGCCGCCACGCUUAUCCUCAACCAGAAUGGGGGCCAGGGGGAAGAGGCGAAGAGGUGCAGCCGCCACGCUUAUCCUCAACUAGAAUGGGGGCGAAGAGGUGCAGCCGCCACGUUUAUCCUCAACCAGAAUGGGGGUGAAGAGGUGCAGCCGCCACGCUUAUCCUCAACCAGAAUGGGGGCCAGGGGGGAAGAGGCGAAGCUUAUCCUCGAUCAACCAGAAUGGGGGCGAAGAGGUGCAGCCAUCACGCUUAUCCUCAACCAGAAUGGGGCCCAAGGGGAAGAGGCGCAGCCGCAAAGAGGUGCAGCCGCCACGCUUAUCCUCAACCAGAAUAGGGGCCAGGGGGAAGAGGCGAAGAGGUGCAGCCGCCACGCUUAUCCUCAACCAGAAUGGGGGCGAAGAGGUGCAGCCGCCACGCUUAUCCUCAACCAGAAUGGGGGUGUGUUAUCCUCAAGCAAUAUGGGGUCCACGGUGCGUGGUCUCAACCUGAAGAAGACGGAGGUGCGUGGUUUCAACCUGAAGAAGAUGGAGGCGGGGACAAGACCGGAGCGUUUAUCCUCGAGGCGAAGAGGUGCAGCCGCCACGCUUAUCCUCAACCAGAAUGGGGGCCAGGGGGAAGAGGCGCAGCCGCGAAGAGGUGCAGCCGCCACGCUUAUCCUCAACCAGAAUGGGGGCCAGGGGGAAGAGGCGCAGCCGCGAAGAGGUGCAGCCGCCACGCUUACCCUCAACCAGAAUGGGGGCCAGGGGAAGAGGCGAAGAGGUGCAGCCGCCACGCUUAUCCUCAACCAGAAUGGGGGCCAGGGGGAAGAGGCGCAGCCGCCACGCUUAUCCUCAACCAGAAUAAAGGGGCGAAGAGGUGCAGCCGCCACGCUUAUCCUCAACCAGAAUGGGGGCCAGGGGGAAGAGGCGCAGCGAAGAGGUGCAGCCGCCACGCUUAUCCUCAACCACGCAGCCGCCACGCUUAUCCUCAACCAGAAUAGGGGCCAUGAGGUACAGCCGCCACGCUUAUCCGGUGCCAGGCGAAGAGGUGCAGCCGCCACGCUUAUCCUCAACCAGAAUGGGGGGCGAAGAGGUGCAGCAGCCACGCUUAUCCUCAACCAGAAUGGGGGCCAGGGGGAAGAGGCGAAGUGCAGCCGCCACGCUUAUCCUCGACCAGAAUGGCGAAGAGGUGCAGCCGCCACGCUUAUCCUCAACCAGAAUGGGGGCCAGGGGGAAGAGGCGCAGCCGCCGCGCUUAUCCUCAACCAGAGGUGCAUGGUCUCAACUCGAAAAGGAUGGAGGCGGGGACCAGGAUGGAGGCGGGGACCAGGCCGGGGCGAGCAUCCUCAACCAAUAUGGGGUCCCAGGUGCCUGGUCUCCACUCCAAGAAGACCGGGGCGGGGACGAGGCCGGAGCGCUUAACCUCAACCAAUAUGGGGUCCCAGGUGUGUGGUCUCCACUCGAAGAGGACGGAGGCCGGGACAAGGAUGGAGGCGGGGACAAGGCCGGAGUGACCAAGGCGGGGACGAGGUCGGAGCGCUUAUCCGAUCUUAUCCUCAACCAAUGUGGGGUGCGCGGUGUCAACCUGAAGAAGAUGGAGGCGGGGACAAGGUGUGUUAUCCUCAAGCAAUAUGGGGUCCACGGUGCGUGGUUUCAACUUGAAGAAGACGGAGGCGGGGACAAGCCCG